Messenger RNA from Haliotis rubra (blacklip abalone), 690 nucleotides. RefSeq lists its product as uncharacterized. The record is from RefSeq and is a predicted model, not a curated record. Lineage: Eukaryota; Metazoa; Mollusca; Gastropoda; Lepetellida; Haliotidae. The transcript is spliced from 2 exons. Bases 1 to 690 code for a protein of 229 amino acids.
AUGAAGGAGUUGGCAGAUUUACCUAAUGGGGAGAGUACUUGGGCCACCUCCACGUCCGCCAUCAAUGAUCUCCACACCUCCCUCAGUUCCACCCUUGACCCACAACUCUUCUCUUCCUUACGAACUGCCCAGACUACCGCCAACAACAAACUAGACACCUCAACUAAAACCGGACACAUCAAGAAACUACAAGAACUCACUGCCUCAGGAACCAAACGCAAGAAAACCACAGCACCAACCACAGCACCAACUAUCAACAACACAGUCGUCAACCUUAGCAAGAUACAACUCACCAACCAACAGGUCAGUACCCUUGCCAAAGGUCUCAAAUUUGCCCCUGCAUCACCCAAAAUCAACUCGGACAUGUUUAUCGCCAACAUUGAAAAGGGUCUCCAACAACUUGCACCCGGUGGAAAGGUUGACUUCCUCCGACACCAGAUCACCAGUAUUCUCCACAAAGCCCAGCCUCAGAAACCAAACAUCACACCAGCUGAGAAACAAGCCAUCAGACAACUUAAACAACAUCCUGAUAUUGUCAUCGCCCCAGCCGACAAGGGCAGAGCCACUGUUGUCUUAGACAAGGACCACUUCCACUCCAUGGUGGAUAACCUCCUAGAUGACACCUCAACCUACCAAAUGAUGAAGAGGAUCCGACUACAAAGCUCAACCGUCAGCAUAAGGCCACGCUAA